UGCAACCUGGUGAUGAUUCAAAAAGUUUCCUCCGCCCAGUGAGGUUUCCACAAUCGGCAAUGACAAGGUUCAAGAUAAGGACCCUCCUUGAUACGACGUGCUUGGAUCCUCCGAGUCUAUUCGCACGUCAGGCAUUCGCAUCCAUGGUAGGCCUGUGUCUCCAGGGGGCAAACGGCGGCCAGACAAAAUCUAGACAGACCUCCCUAUUCGUCUUGCGUGACGAUUAACAUUCUGAUGCAAUCUUGAUAUCCAGGAUGGUCUCCGCUGCUCGUUUCACUGGCUAAUCGGUCGAUCAUGACGCAACAAGGUCCAUGGGCAGACAAAUGAAUGGAACAUGACGUCGACGGCUUCCUUCCUUGUUGCCAAUGGGGAAAACACCCUAAAUGGCGAGGAUAGUUACGAUGGGGAAGAGUUAAGGACACCCAGAGUCGAUAAAAUCUCUCGUUCACCGGGUGUCGUAUAUGCACCAGCCGUCCGAGUCUUCCCGUCCAUACCUGCUCUCACAUCAUCCGGGGCGAAGUGAAAUUCAUCGCUCUUCUUCUCACCCUAAUAUCUAGCUUAUCUUAAUCCUGUAACGUUCUGAAUUAUUCUUCUAUCUACAGUUCUAUCUCCCACGGUCAUCGUCAUCCCACGCCAUAGUACAUCAUGAGAGACACUAGACGCACCGGCCUCAACAUAGCAUUUGUCUACGAUCCAAAGGAUUACUAUGAGUCCAUAGGAUAUUCCAAGAGCGAAUGCGCCGAUCUCGCAGACGAUGUGACCAUCAACGGCGUAGCAUCAGCCCUCGAGAGUCUCGGCCACCGCGUGGUCCAUGUUCCCGGGAUCAAGACUCUCGUCAAGCAUCUCUCAGCAGAGAAGCACAAGCAAUGGGAUCUCGUCUUCAACUACAGUGAGGGCGUAUUCGGCUCCGCUCGUGAGUCGCAGGUUCCCGCCCUGUUAGAGGCGUAUCAGAUCCCUUUUACCUUUUCCGACUCCGCGACGCUCGCAACAGGGAUCGAUAAGGGAAAGACCAAGAUGCUAUUAGAACACUACCGAAUCCCAACGAGCCCAUUCGUCAUCGUCCCUAGAUUCGGCGAACUCGUAGACUACGCCACUCUAGAAGACCAAAUACCGUAUCCGCUCUUUGCGAAGCCAAUCGCCGCAUCCACAUCCAACGGCAUAUCACCAUCGAACAAAAUCCUGCGAAAAGAAGACCUCCAAGACGUCGUCGAGGACCUCCGCACCCAGUUCAAAGACCAAGAAAUCCUCCUCGAGAAAUUCCUAGACGGUCGCGAAUUCACCGUAGCCAUCCUUGGGACCGGCGAACAAGCCGAAGUACUAGGCGUCUCCGAGGUGACAUGGUACAACCCGGCAGGGAGAAAAAGCGACGACCUCUCCGUCGACUUCGCGACAAGUUCCUCCAAAGAGGGCAAGGGUGACGGGCAUGACAUGGGCCACGUUCAUGCGGACCUGGCAGAUCCUCUGGUCAAGGCGGUAGCUGAGAUCGGAUUCUCCGCAUAUCAGGCACUCGGUUGUAAAGAUGCAGGUCGGGUCGAUAUCCGCCUGGAUGGUGCCGUGCCAUAUGUCAUCGAGGUGAACCCGAUCUUCGGACUACGACCGGAUUAUUCCUUGUUCACUUGGAUCGCGAAAAACAACGGAAUGGAAUACCAGGACAUCAUCGCGGAGGUCGUCGACAAUGCUCUACUGAGGCAGAAACCGGCGAUGGUGCCGAAUGGUUUGAAGAAUUGAUCUCAUGCCGUAUAGAUUAUAUCCUUGGAAGGGAGCCGCUAAUAAACAAUACCGGGGCCAGAGCAAAAAGGGGGGUGCGAGUAAUAUUUACUAAGGCGUUGGCGUUAUUCAGGUUCAGCUCGGGAAAUAUAAAACGAGAUUCCCACGGUAUCCUUUCGUAGACUUGAAUUAGAUAGUCACCCGUUUGCAACAGCAUAGCUCGUC
Aspergillus pseudonomiae is the source of this 1932-nucleotide messenger RNA. Its product is annotated as D-alanine--D-alanine ligase family protein. The record is from RefSeq and is a predicted model, not a curated record. Gene Ontology annotation, molecular function: ATP binding; D-alanine-D-alanine ligase activity; metal ion binding. The coding region runs from base 646 to 1728 and encodes 360 amino acids. Gene Ontology annotation, biological process: peptidoglycan biosynthetic process. The transcript is spliced from 3 exons. NCBI's taxonomy places the organism in Eukaryota, Fungi, Ascomycota, Eurotiomycetes, Eurotiales, Aspergillaceae.